Molecule: messenger RNA, 2864 nt
Organism: Dermacentor andersoni
Lineage: Eukaryota; Metazoa; Arthropoda; Arachnida; Ixodida; Ixodidae
Source: RefSeq, a predicted model, not a curated record
CGUCAAAAUAGCAGCAAUGCAGCAGCAGGCGAAGUUUGCAGAAUGCUGGUUCGUCGCGGCAUGAACGUCGUUUGCUGCUUCAACAUUUUGUUUCGCUGGACGAUCUGCACCACGGUGGCGUGACGCUUGACUGGUAUAGCAGCUCGGGAAGCUGGGAACUAUGUUCACGGCAGUGUUUGCGGCUGCCUGCUGGCUAAGCGCCUCAGCUGAAAGAGUAGAGAUGUCUACCGAUGUAUCGCCCACUACUUUGGCAUCGCAGCAGCAUGCCAUCACCACUGCAACGUCAGCUGGGAAUAACACGACCCGUAAAAGCAACACGACCAUGUUGUUCAACAUCGCAGGCAUGGAGCAAGCGAACGGAGUUGUUCUGCGCGCUUUCUAUGUGAUCGUGGGCGUGAUGAUGAUCAUCCUUGUGUAUUUCGUCGUUCGAAUUGUGAGGUCAAGGUACAGACGAAGUAAAACACGGAGGUACGGCAUCAUAGCCAGCCACAGUGCUGAGCUGGAAAUGCAGCCACUGGACCGUGAAGAUGAUGAAGAGGAGGAAACAACCCUCUUCGAGGCUAACAAGCGCUGAGCCUUGCAGCAAUGUGUUUUGUGUGCCUCCACUGUUGCAUCUUCCCUUUUGAACAGCUGGCGGGUGACUUUAAGGUGCUCUUCAGGUGCUUGCCUGGUUUACCAUCUAGUCUUCGCACGCCUGUGGUUUCUUUACUACAAGUGUAUCACACUUGUAACACUGCUUUUGUUUUCUCUUAAAGUAUGUACAGGGCAUCCUUUGUGUGGCUUUACUAUUGUUCCUUUUUUUUUUCUUCACUUAGGCUGAAGAGGAGAUGCCCAGGCGAAAAUAACAUUGCUUUGGGUAGACCGUACUUCUGGUUUAUAAAUGUGCAGUCAACUCAGUAGUUACUUUUCAGGCACACUGAACUGUCUUGUAUGACUGACAUUCUUUUAAAGCAGAUGUCACUUUUCCUGCCUUUUCUCAUGACCCUUCCUCAAACAUCUGUGACACCUUUACAUUGGGUGAAGUGCUACGUGGUUGCGCAUCAUGUGUGCUAAGAAAAAAAUAAUCAGCAGCUGCUAAUAUAGGAUACUUAUUACCUUAAGUAUAGUGUUUUUUUGCCAUAGGUGGUCACUUUUUGUCAAUUGAGAAGAAGGUACAUAUCUCGCAAGAAACUUCGCCUUCUGAGGAGCACUCAGUCAUUAGGUUUAAUGGGUCACUAUUAUGUUUGCCACUGCAGCAGAUUUGCAUUGUUGGCCAGCUGCAUUGCACACAUUAGUAUCUCUUGCCAACUGUAUUUAUUAGGGGACAGUGAAGUUUUCAAGUAUGUUUUGUAGGAGAUUAGUUGUUAGCCUGCUGCUCCUUUAAAGUUUGAGCUUCAAAUGUUGUCUCGAAGAAGCGGUACAGUGACUCGUAAAAAUCUCCUGCAUUCCUUAGAAACUACAAUUAUGAAUGUGAACCCUGUUCAUGAAGUUCUUGUAAUUACAUGUUGCUACAGAGCCCAAAUAAGUGAACAAAUGGAACCAUUUAAAACUUCACUGAUUAAUGUUUAUUAUGUGCUGAGUCUUUAGAAUGUACACAAGUGCCACUUCAUAUCAUAUUAUAGACAGUCAUCAGCUCCACUUUGCAUAUUUAGCCCCUAUAUUUGACCAUAGCACCUCACUGAAAAUUUCAUUUGGUCCCAGUUUGGCAGAGCUCUUAAUGGGCCUGGUUUGCUUUGAUAUAAUUUUGUUUCAAAAUCUUGGGCCUUUCACAAUAUCAGAGGCUCCUUAGAACAAAAUCAAAUUUUGCUUUUAACAUAGCAGUAAAUUAUUGCAUUGUGAUAUUUUGUCCCCAUACCAACACAGACAUGCAACAACUCCAUGUUGAUAUGAAAGCCUUUGUGUGUCCGUCAGUGACAUAUAGGUUGCUUUGUCUCACUUAACCAUGGGAAGUGGUGUUACGGUGUAUGCCAGUCACUGCCUUGCCUGAUAUGCAAGGAUGUGAUAUCAGCUUACCAUAAUGUGACCACAUCUAGCUUGUGUGCUGAAGAAAUGUGACAUAGCAACUAUAAUUCAUAUUGCAGUUUAUUCCAUGUUUUUCUAUUGUUAUGCUGAUUUUAACUUGAAGAUGCAACUUUUUUCAGAAGAUCUGUUUUUUUCCAGAUUCUAAAUCAUCUAAGUAUGCAAAGGCAGUCCUUUCAGCCAUAAAUAUUUGUACAAGAAGGCGUUACGCAUUACCUCCAAAAGAAAAACCUGCACAAGUGCUCAUUAUUAGGAGCAUGAGAGGGACAAUGUGUAGGACAGUAGGUAAUUGAAGAGAGUUCGUGUCCUCUUCCAUGUGCUUUGUGCCUUUUCUUUUAGGCCAUAGAUAUCCACGCAACCAGUAUAUCUUGGCUUAUGACACUAGAGUCCAUGAUGUAGGAGACACUUCAAGGCGAUCGAUUCCAGGGAUGAAACAGUGUAGAUCCCUUCAACUUGGCUACUGUGUUUUGGUUAAGUGUGUUUUUGGUACCCACAUUUUUAACAAUUAUUUUGCACCUAGUACCUGCAAGUAGUAAUUCUAGGUAAACAUUAAGAACAUGAGUGACUUGGUUCAAACUGUCUGUACUCUCCGCUGGCGGAGUGGACUUUUGUAUUGUGAGUGGCUGCUGAAUCAAGUUACAAAAGGGGUCUUGCUCCUAAAAAUGUAGUUCCUUUAUUUUUUUUCAUAUUGUUCUGUAGUUCAGGCAUGCACAAUUUUCUUUUAUAUGUACUAUACUAUGUUAGAUGCUGGAAACAGCAGGCACACAAAUGUUUGAGAUGUUUCAGGGUUCGUUUUGAUAGGAGUGCUGUGGAAAUAUCCUUCAUACACAAAAUAAAGGCAUUGUUUUGAUGAGUUAUUUGAUUAA